Chelmon rostratus (copperband butterflyfish) is the source of this 960-nucleotide messenger RNA. RefSeq names its product speedy/RINGO cell cycle regulator family member A (gene spdya). Gene Ontology annotation, biological process: positive regulation of cyclin-dependent protein serine/threonine kinase activity. Gene Ontology annotation, molecular function: protein kinase binding. The record is from RefSeq and is a predicted model, not a curated record. Bases 1 to 960 code for a protein of 319 amino acids. The transcript is spliced from 6 exons. NCBI's taxonomy places the organism in Eukaryota, Metazoa, Chordata, Actinopteri, Chaetodontiformes, Chaetodontidae.
AUGAUGAAUCAUACAUACAGGUGGUGCCAGACUCCCCCCUCAGUAACCGUCUGGGUCAAAGCCAACAGUUUACACUCCCGCCACAUCCGAACAGAUCUCCAGCUCAAAAGAGCCAGUGGCCGAGACGCCCAGGGACCAGCAGGGAAGAGCCAGCCGAGCCAGCGCCGGGAAGACAUGUAUUAUGAUCAAAUGACAGUAACCCCAACUAUUGGCAUCCAGCGGCAGGAAAUGGCGUCAUUCUUUAGACUUUUUGAUGAUGACCUGAUGCAAGACUUUUUGUGGAUGGACUGUUGCUGCAAAAUUACCGACAAGUACCUUCUAGCCAUGACUUUUGUGUACUUCAAAAGGGCCCGCUUCACUAUAGCUGAAUACACCAGGAAGAAUUUAUUCAUUGCACUUUAUCUUGCCAACACCAUGGAGGAGGAUGAGGAGGAGAGCAAGUACGAGAUUUUUCCAUGGGCGCUCGGAAAGAGCUGGAGGAAGCGGUUUCCACACUUCCUCAAGCAGCGAGACAAGCUGUGGGCUCGUAUUGAGUACAGAGCGGCUGUCAGCAGGCGCUGCUGCGAAGAGGUGAUGGCCAUUGUGCCCUCUCACUUCGUGUGGCAGCGAGCACGGUCAGAGCACCACAGCGGCGCCCAGCGGCAGUAUGGUGACACUCGUAUUCCCCGUGGGCCCUCUGCCUCCCCGGUUCCCUGUGCCCUAUGUAACCGUGGCAGCAGUAUUGAUCCCUCCAUGUGCUCUUCUGCACCGACCCCAAACCCUGCAUUUUCCCAGCCAUACACUUCCACAUUGAGUUUGGAGACCACCCCACCCAGGGCUGCAGCCUUUCGCAGGGAGGCUUUGGAGACAAAGGUCCAGGCACAGCAUUCCUCCUGCCGCUGUGCUGAGGAAGUACCCAGAGAUGAGUCUUCCUGUGGGUCCACAUGUGACACCUCCAUGGACUGGAUCAAUGUGGAGUAG